Molecule: messenger RNA, 714 nt
Organism: Theileria orientalis strain Shintoku
Lineage: Eukaryota; Apicomplexa; Aconoidasida; Piroplasmida; Theileriidae
Exons: 1
Coding region: 1-714 (237 amino acids)
Biological process (GO): regulation of alternative mRNA splicing, via spliceosome
Source: RefSeq, a predicted model, not a curated record
AUGAAAAUUGUUUUAAAAACAAGUAAUUCGAUUGAUAAAAAUGACACUAAAACUGAUGUAAAGAAGGUUUCAAACGAUGCUGAUUCCACUCGGAGGAAAAGUGCAGACCUAUCUCACGUAUUUGGCGCCAAGAAUGACAACGAUGCGUUUUACGAUAAGAUUGACGGCAAGCACCUGCUUUCUAAGGCCAAACUCUCAUCUUCGGACCACUCCUCAGACCCUCUGAGGAGCAUAAAGCUCUACUCCAAGUCUCUCGACUCUGUGUCCGAUAUAAAGCCUGAUUCUGACCUUGACCCUCAGCUCUACCUCUACGACGAGUUUGUCGAGGACAAGGACGAGGAUGCCAAGAAACUCACGUACCUCGGCUUCGUCGAGGAGUCUAACCGGGACUCCGCUUCUGACGCCGCCGUCGAAACCAAGGAAUCUCUCUACUUGGACAAGAUGGUCAGCACUGCCAAGAAGCGGCAAAUGGAGCGCGACAUUGCUUUCGAGAAGCAGCUCCUCAGGGAGGAGCUCAAGGCUGUCUCUGAGGUCGGCGAGGUCUUCGUUACUGGCGCCUACAAGAAGAAGCUUGAGGAGCGGCGGCGUUUUGAGGAGGAGCAGCGUAAUCAGGACGAGUACGACGCUCUCCACAGCAAGAACAGUCUCACUAAGCUGCACUCCUAUCUUCUCAACUCUGGCCUGGCCAAGCGUUCCACCAAGGGUUCCAAAUAG